This is a messenger RNA of Solea senegalensis (Senegalese sole), 1219 nucleotides long. RefSeq names its product heat shock protein beta-1-like. Gene Ontology annotation, biological process: response to heat; protein refolding. The record is from RefSeq and is a predicted model, not a curated record. Bases 258 to 875 code for a protein of 205 amino acids. The transcript has 3 exons. Lineage: Eukaryota; Metazoa; Chordata; Actinopteri; Pleuronectiformes; Soleidae. Gene Ontology annotation, molecular function: protein folding chaperone.
CUGACAUGUCAACCGAUGACAUACCAAGAUGUCCUCAUCACUUAGGUCACACUCGCUGUUAGAUAAGUGUUAAAGUGAGUCAACGGGGUAUAAAUGCCAAAUCAAACCCCCCCCUCACAACUGCAACUCACUCUCUGUUUGCAUUUGAGGAUAAAUUUACAGCUGCUCUGUUGUUUAGUAGUUUUUCUUCAGGGUGGAGCUACAAGCUUUGCACUUUCAACAUCCCUCUCCUUGAUUCUGAGCUUAUUUUCUUAGACAUGGGGGAACAAAAUAAAAUAUUACCCCGUCCUAUUUUCCGCCGAGAUGCCUCCUGGGAGCCUUUCCCAAACUGGACACAGCCGAGCCGCGUCUUUUCCCAGGAUUUUGGCCUUCCUCCAUUCCUGGAGCCAGGCGAUGUGGACUGGAUUACCUGGGCAAAGAAGAGACUGGGGAAUUUCUCCUGGCCUACGUACACACAGACAUCGCUUCUGCCUCCCGUCAGUGGUCAGCAAACUGUGGAGGUGGACGGAAAGGGCCUCAGACAACUGACGGGUGGAGUGUCAGAGAUCCGCACGGGACAGGACAGUUGGAAGAUCAACCUGGACGUCAAUCACUUUUCCCCUGAGGAGAUUACAAUCACGACCAAGGAGGGAUACCUGCAAAUAUCAGGAAAUCACGAGGAAAGGCAAGAUCAGCAUGGAAUGGUCUCAAGAUGCUUCAGCCGCAAAUACAAGUUGCCGCAGGGCGUGGACCUGCAGCACAUCAGUUCGUCCUUGUCGAGUGAUGGAGUUCUGUCCGUGGAGGCUCCCGUCCCCGGGACACACGUCAUCGACCCGGCCAAUGAGCUGGUCAUACCUGUGCAGACCAAACAGAGGCAGCAGGAGGGUGAGAAGUGAGCCACGUGAGCAGAACCUGACACUAAACUCCAGAUGCAGUUGUGCAUGGAACAAACUGUAGAAUAAUAACAAAAGAUAUUUGCAGCUUAUUAUUAAAUGUGACUCAUUGUUUUUAUUUUUUUUCUUCCUGUCAUGAUACUACAGUAACGUUUGGUUUUAAAACUAAAGGCAAACUCAGUCAGUUAGUGUAGCUGAAUAGAAACAUUAAUGUGUUUAAUUUUUUGUUUGUACAUAUUAAUAGUAUGCGUUUUUUAAUGAAACAGCCUCGUGAAGCUGUUCUGGUGUAAUGUAAAACUUCAACGACUGCAUUAAACAGCUCCUAAUAAACACUGUCAUUCCCUUCA